AAUGCGUUUGCCCCACUGCAAAUGGGGGAUGUCUUCUAAAUUUCCCAAUCUAGCCUACAAUCUGGGGGUUUCCUGGUGGUCUCCCAUCCGCAGACUAAUCAGGCCUGACCCACUGAGAGCGUGCCAUCGAUAUCCUUAUUUCACACAGCCUUGAUGAAUUGUUUUACAGCUUUUUCAUGAGACACAGGGCUUUGAUCACAUGGGGGUGGUGGCCAUCUUGACUUUUUUGACCCUCUCCUGCGGACACCUUUAGUCUGAGGGCUCUUCUUUUGCUGGCGUCUUGCAGCCAUGACACUUCACCCCUGCAUCCUUCUUGCAGAUAACUGGGCCUUUCUCUACGCCCAGCGCCUGGCCUUAAAACAGCGUCUCCCGCUGCACGUCUGCUUCUGCCUGGUGCCCAAGUUCCUGGAUGCGACCAUCCGCCACUUCGGUUUUAUGCUCAGAGGCCUCGAGGAAGUCGCCGAGGAGUGUCGGACGCUUGACAUCCCCUUCCACUUGCUGAUCGGUUAUGCUAAAGACACGCUGCCCCCCUUUGUGGCCCAGCGCGGCAUCGGCGGGGUGGUGACGGACUUCUCCCCACUCCGCCUUCCCAUGAAAUGGAUUCAAGAGGUCCUGGAACAGCUGCCAAGCGAUGUGCCCUUUGCUCAGGUGGACGCCCACAACAUUGUCCCGUGCUGGGUUGCCUCGGACAAGCAGGAGUACGGGGCGAGGACGAUUCGCCGGAAGAUCCACGACCAGCUGGCUGAGUUCCUGACUGAAUUUCCGCCUGUUAUCAAGCACCCUUUCCCUGUUGGGCUUCAGGAGGAGCCCAUCAGCUGGGAUGCCUGCUAUUCCAGCCUGCAGGUCGACUGCUCCGUGAAGGAGGUGGACUGGGCCAAACCGGGCGCUGCGUCUGGCCUGAAGGUGCUGGAAGAGUUUGUGAAGGAGAGGCUGAAGCACUUCGCCUCUGGCCGAAACAACCCCAACCAGGCAGCCCUGAGCAAUCUCUCACCCUGGUUCCGCUUUGGUCAGGUUGCUGUGCAGCGAGCUAUCUUGGAGGUCUACAAGCAUCGUACCAGGUACAAAGAGUCUGUGGAAGGUUUCAUCGAGGAGGCCGUGGUGCGUCGGGAGCUGGCGGACAACUUCUGCUUUUACAACCCCAACUACGACAAGAUCGAAGGUGCUUAUGACUGGGCCAAGACCACACUGAAGAUCCAUGCCAAGGACAAGAGGCCCCACUUGUACACACUGAAGCAGUUAGAAGAAGGGAAGACACAUGACCCCCUGUGGAACGCCGCUCAGCUCCAGAUGGUUCAGGAUGGGAAGAUGCACGGCUUCCUGCGCAUGUAUUGGGCCAAGAAAAUCUUGGAGUGGACCAGGUCCCCAGAGGAGGCCCUACAGUUCAGCAUCUACCUGAAUGACCGCUAUGAACUGGAUGGCCGAGACCCCAACGGAUAUGUAGGCUGCAUGUGGUCUAUUUGUGGGAUCCAUGACCAAGGAUGGGCUGAACGGGCCGUGUUUGGCAAGAUCCGCUACAUGAAUUAUGCCGGUUGCAAGAGGAAGUUCGAUGUUGGCCAGUUUGAGCGCAAGUACGGAGCUCACAGCUUCACUCAGUAGCUUUUGUGGACAGAGAUAGUAAACCGAAACCUGGAGGCCUGCCGGCAACGCUAGCGAACAUGUGCUUCUCCCCUUCUAAAGAGCAAGAACAAGCAAGGCACCCACUGUUGCUGAAGCAAAAGUCACUCUGCCUUGGUUGAUAUCCCUUCCCAAAAGCCCUGGCCUUUCUCUAGCCUGUUCAAAGGACCCCUUUCUCUCCAGGUAUGAGUGAAAACUUUUCUCUACUUGGAGAAGUGGGGCUCUUUCUGCAUUUCAGCUUCUGCUUGAGGAGCAGGUGGUGGCUGUGGCCGAGAAGGCCUUUGCUCAGAUUUAUCUCAUGUGGUGGUUGGGCCCGUUCCUGGAUCAGGAGGACCUCUAGAUAGUCGCUCAUGCCCCAGUCACCUCAUGAAUAGGCUAUUGCAAUGCGCUUUACAGGGGGCUGCCUUUGAAGACCACUCAGAAGCCACAGCUGGUCCAGAAUGCAGUGGUGUCAACAGUAAUGGGCAUGCCAUGGUAAGCCCAUGUGACACUACUCCUCUGUGAGCUGCACUGGUUGCCAGUUGGGUUCCAGAUGCAGUUUAAGGUGCCAGUUAUCACCUAUAAAUCCUUCAUGGCAUUCGGGCUGGUUAUUCGAGGGACCACCUAUCUGAAAUUGUUUCUGCCUGCUGAAUAAAAUCAGGCAGAAUGGAUACGCUCUGCAUCCCAUCAAUUAAGCAGUGUCGUCUUAUGGGACCUAGGAAACACAGCUCUCAGCACCUGCCUGUUGAAAAAGCGUCUCCCCAGAAAUCCAUAUGGCUCUGACCCUGAUGAUGCUCCAAACAUCCUUGAAAACCUGACUGUUCUCCCAAGCCUUGGCUGAGGGCGGGCGACAAGGCUCUUACAGAACUUCAUCAGUUUGAGGAAUGGCCUUUUCCAGAUUUACAUGAUUAUUUUUACUGUUUUUAUUAUUUUUGUACACAGCCCAGAGUCUUAUGGAAUUAGGUGGCUUUCUAAAUCAAAUAUACUGAUUCCCACUCUGGCAACAGCCUGGGACAACUGGGUCUAGACUCAAUAUGAGUUGCACAAGAUAAUUCAAGUCACUGGGCUCAGCGGGAAAGAUACAAUCAGCCCGUAGGUAACUUUAAAGCUAUACAGAAGUUGCAAGAGAUUCACUGAAUAUAAUCUUUCUUGGGGAAACUGCUUCAUAAACAGAGCGCGGGGCAGAAGAAAUGGCUGAAUAACAAUUUGUGAGUGGUACAGUUAUAACGUACCAAGCAUUUUCCAUGAAUUUAUUGUGGUGUUUUUGUAAAAUAUUUCAGUUGUGGAACUUUCCACCAAAAGUGAAGAUACCAGAGAUGCAGCCUGCUUAUUAUUAUUGUUUAUUACUGAUGAAAUUUCCAUUGUUAUGCUGCAUUGGAAUAACAGAUGGAUUUCCAGGUUCAA
Python bivittatus (Burmese python) is the source of this 2997-nucleotide messenger RNA. The record is from RefSeq and is a predicted model, not a curated record. NCBI's taxonomy places the organism in Eukaryota, Metazoa, Chordata, Lepidosauria, Squamata, Pythonidae.